UCCUAACUACCUCCUCUCUCUCUCUCUCUCUCUCUAAAUCCAAUUUUUUCGCUUAAUCUCUCCCUCUCCCUUUUGGUUCCGAUUCAUGCAGCGAGGCAUGAAGAAAUCGAGGGGUUUCAGAUUGGGGCGAAGGCUGGUGAGAAUAUGGCGAUGGGUUUUCCGAUGCCGCCGCCCCAAGAAUUACAUCCGCCUCAACCCCGCCCAACCCCAAUCCCUAAUCCGAUCCCGAACCCACUAUUCUAAGACCAUAACCUCGACGAUGACGACAAAAUUAUUCGACUGGGGCCGCGACCUUACCAGCCGCAUCCGCUACUCCGGCCGUGGCGCCGGCCGGAAAGCGCACUGCCCCCUCCGCGGGGACUGGGUAGCCGACGGCGACGACGUGGAGCUUCUGGGGCGCCAGAAAGGAGGAGGAAGCCGGAAGCCACCCCCACCGAAGGGGCAUCUGGUGGUGUACGUUGGGGGGAAGAAGGACGGGGGGCCGCCGAAGCGGUACCUGGUGCCGGUGAUCGACUUCAACCACCCGCUGUUCGCGGAGUUGUUGAGGGAGGCGGAGGAGGAGUUCGGGUACCACCACCCCGGUGGGAUCACCAUCCCCUGUCCGGUCUCUCGAUUCGAGCGCGUCCAGACUCGGAUCGCCGCCUGUCGGAAAAGCUCCCAUCCCCACUGGUUCUAAAGCAAGCAUCACACAUCUCUGACGUCAUGUAUUCUAGAAAAAGGAAUAGAUGUAUUUUUUUUCCGU
Molecule: messenger RNA, 742 nt
Organism: Elaeis guineensis (African oil palm)
Lineage: Eukaryota; Viridiplantae; Streptophyta; Magnoliopsida; Arecales; Arecaceae
Product: auxin-responsive protein SAUR36
Biological process (GO): response to auxin
Source: RefSeq, a predicted model, not a curated record